CCACGUGCAAGUCCGGGCCUGGAAGGCAGAGCCCUCCCAGCACAAUUAUAGCCAACAGCUGUGGUUGUAAGCUUGACCCUAUGGUUCUAACACAUGACCCCACGUGCCUAAGUGAUAUAGGCAGUAAGUAAACAGAGCUUGAUCAGGUGCUUAUAAUUGAGUAGGAUCAAAACUCACAAGAAUGUUGCAAACAUCUUGACCACACCCUUUCUUUGCCUCCUGGCAUCUGCUAUAAAAUAAAGACACGGCUUGUGGGCACUGGCUCUGUCUCUCAGGAGCAGCGUCCAACCGAGACCCAGCUUUCAUUCUCUCCUCUGUCUUUUCUAAGCUUGUCACUGCGCAGCAGGAGCAGCAACGUGGGUGCUGACAGCUCCAGGAAGCCACGGGUCCGAAGUGCCUCCUGGCUGUGGGCCUCUAUGGAGGCUAUGCAACGCUCCUGCAAUGGUCCCAGGCCAAAGGUUACAGGCGCCUGCAGGGCCUCACAAACCUGCUCUGCGUCCAACACCUUCACCACAAACUCCAGACAUAGCUCUCUCAGUUCCUCCAGCCCAUACUCCACAGCUGCUGUCAGCACCUCCACACAGAAUGGCGGUGCAGCUUGACACUGUUGGUAUACAAGAACUCCAGCACGCCAGGAAGGCCUCAGCUGGUACUGUGCUUAGCACCACUGGGCCAGGCAUCCCAGGGCCUGGCUCUGGGCCCAGAAGUCGCUGGAAAAAGUUGCAUCUACAGGCCAGCAAGCACCGGAUAUGGACUUUGAGGACGUGGCCAUUGCCUUCUCCCAGGAGGAGUGGGGGCUCCUUGAUGAGGCUCAGAGACUUCUGUACUGCGAUGUGAUGCUGGAAGUGUUUGCACUGGUCUCAUCUGUGGGUUGCUGGCAUAAAACGGAUGAGGAGGAGGUCUGUCCUGAGCAGAGCUUAUCUGUUCAAGAAGAGUCACAGGUCAGGGCUUCUAUGACAGCUCCAGCAUCUCAGAGGACCCAUCUGUGUAAUCGGUGUGUCUCAGAGUUCAAAGAUAUUCUGCACCUGAGUGAGUCACAAACUGGAGACUUUGAGCAGAAAGCCUUGUUCAGUGAUGCAUGUGUGAGAGACUUCUGUUUCAAUGCAAACCCUCCCCAGCAGCAGAGGGAAGCCAAUGGAGAGAAGCCCUGGAAAGAAGACAUGGACAGGGCCUUGUUUGUGACCAACUGCACCUUCUACUUACCUUGGGUGCCUUCAAACAGUAGGGAGGUUGGGAACGUCUUCCCAGCCAUCUCAGAGCUUCUCCAGCACCAGGCUUCUCUCACCACUGAGGAGCCACACAGUGGCAGUGAGAUUUCAGAGGUAUUUCUUGUUGGAAAAAGUGUUCACCAGACUUGUAACUGUGAAAUAUUUGGCAGCCACAACCAGAGAUUUGUUCAGCAUCAGAGUGCCUGCUCUGGAGAAGUGAAAUACCAGUGUAACAGAGGUGGGAGAGUUUUUAAACAAAACUUUCACCUCAUUCAGCAAAGAAUAAUUCACACUGGAGAAAAGCCGUAUAAGUGUGCUGAUUGUGGGAAGUCCUUUGGACAAAGGUCCAACCUCAUUUCACACCACAGAGUUCACACUGGAGAAAAACCCUAUGAGUGUUCUGAUUGUGGGAAAUCUUUUACGAGAAAUAAUAACCUCCUUAACCACAAGAGAGUUCACACUGGAGAAAAGCCCUAUGAGUGUGCUGAUUGUGGGAGAUCUUUUAGGACAAAUAAUAACCUCCUAAACCACAAGACAGUUCACACUGGAGAAAAACCCUAUGAGUGUUCUGAUUGUGGGAAAUCUUUUAGGAGAAAUAAUAACCUCCUUAACCACAAGACAGUUCACACUGGAGAAAAACCCUAUGAGUGUACUGAUUGUGGGAAAUCUUUUAGGAACAAUAGUACACUCCUUAACCACAAGGCAGUUCACUCUGGAGAAAAGCCAUAUGAGUGUACUGAUUGUGGGAAGUUUUUCAGGAGAAGGUUUCACCUCAUGGAACACAUGAGAAUUCACACUGGUGAAAAAUCUUUUGAAUGUAGUGAUUGUGGGAAGUUCUUUAGACUCAAGGGGCACCUCAUUAAACACCACAGAGUUCACACCGGAGAAAAGCCGUAUGAGUGUAGUGAUUGUGGAAAGUCCUUUAGACAAAGACGUUCACUAAUGGAGCACCACAGAACUCACACUGGAGGGAAGCCAUAUGAGUGUGAUGAUUGUGGAAAGUCCUUUAGACAAAGACGUUCGCUCAUGGACCACCACAGAACUCACACUGGAGAAAGGCCUCAUGAGUGUACUAAAUGUGGGAAAAGUUUUAGCAGCAAACCUAGCCUUGUUAGACAUCUGAGAAUUCACAUUGUAGAAAGUUCUUAAAUGUCCAGGGGAUGUUUUAUCUUUCUCACGCUACAACUCUGAAGGAGACUUAAAUCCAUUUACCUGAAUGUAAACCCCUCUUAUCUGAACAUACACAGUGGGAAAUUCCUCAUAACGUUGAAGUACAAGUGAGGCUUGAAGGAGCUGCAUUGCACUUGCCAACUUUCAAGGACUCCACCUCAUUGAUGUCACUACAAGUCUUUGUGGCUGAAGUGACCUCCCCACCACCUGGCUCACCUGAUCAAUGUGCAUCAGUCACCACCCCUGGUGCACAGGGAAAAGGAAUUCUGUGUUCUCACUUGUGCUUAAGUGAAUACUCUGAGCUCUUGGCAGGAUCCUCAUUCCUUACUCUCUGACUAAGAAAUGGACCUGACCCAGGUUUUAUCCAGAGCUCCCAUUCUCAGCUAAGAAGAGCUGCCUCUUUCAGGGACACUGUGGUUCUCACCUUCUGCUGUGAAUUGCUGCAAACUGAUUGCUGUCCUCUGCUCUGGUAUAUGGUGUUUUUGUAAUUGUGAUUUUGCUUUUGUACCUUUAAUUUUGUUGGUUCUAUUCACUGCCUGGGUUGCUUUGAAAGCACAGUUGUGAUGUGUCAGCAUGUAGGCUUAAAAGAUAUUGUGGGGAUCUCAAACUUUCUGUGCUUCAGGAAGGAUAGCUUGAUGGCAGAAAAUCCUUCUUUGUCCAAUUUUCUUUGCUUUACUGCCCCAGGCCUGAAAUAAAGACCGCAUGACUUUGUGUUAGUAUUUUUCAGGUUCAAUCCCAGCCCAGCAUUUUGUCUGGGUGGGAUGCAUCCAGUCAUUGUGUUUCUCUCUCAUCCCACUCUCUCAAAUAAAAAAUAAAAAAGACUGCCCUAAGUGGUUUGGCUCAAUGGAUACAGCGUCGGCCUGUGGACUGAAGGGUCCCAGGUUCAAUUCUGGUCAAGGGCAUGUACCUUGGUUGCGGGCACAUCCCCAGCAGGGGUUGUGCAGGAGGCAGCUGAUGGGUGUUUCUCUCUCAUCAGUGUUUCUAACACUCAAUCCCUCUGCCUUC
Molecule: messenger RNA, 3383 nt
Organism: Eptesicus fuscus (big brown bat)
Lineage: Eukaryota; Metazoa; Chordata; Mammalia; Chiroptera; Vespertilionidae
Product: zinc finger protein OZF-like
Exons: 3
Coding region: 750-2357 (535 amino acids)
Biological process (GO): regulation of transcription by RNA polymerase II
Cellular component (GO): nucleus
Molecular function (GO): DNA-binding transcription factor activity, RNA polymerase II-specific; RNA polymerase II transcription regulatory region sequence-specific DNA binding
Source: RefSeq, a predicted model, not a curated record